Messenger RNA from Vicia faba (fava bean), 657 nucleotides. The record is from the annotation of a GenBank genome assembly. NCBI's taxonomy places the organism in Eukaryota, Viridiplantae, Streptophyta, Magnoliopsida, Fabales, Fabaceae.
AUGGAAGAAAUCGUGUUACUGGUCGAUGAUUUGAAGCUACUUUCAGGAAUUUCUCGCUGUAGAAUUUGCCAUGAAGAAGAGUUUGAAACCACCAAAACCUUGGAAGCACCAUGUUCUUGUUCCGGAACCGUUAAGUUUGCUCAUAGAGAUUGUAUACAAAGAUGGUGUAACGAAAAAGGAAAUAUAAUUUGUGAAAUAUGUCUCCAGCAAUAUGAACCUGGAUAUACGACUCUUCCAAAGAAGACAGAGAUAAAUGAUGAAGCAAUGUCCAUAAGGGUAGAGGAAGAAGCUUCAGACUUGAGAGAAAAUAUGGUGGAAGGAACUGUAAUAGAAAGUGAUUAUUCAGAAUGCAGCUCUACUGCUGACAGAAGUGCAACUCACUGUCGAUCACUUGCAAUAGCUUUUACACUUGUGUUGCUGGUAAGACAUUGUCUUGUAGUGCCUACAAGUGGAGCUGAAGAUUACCCAUUUACACCUCUUACUGUCAUUGUACUAAAAGCUCUUGGAAUUAUUAUACCCAUGUACAUAGUUACAAAGACAAUUGGAGCCAUUCAGAAUACUAUUAGGCGCUAUCGUGGCUCUGACUAUGACACAUCUCUUCCCGAUGAACAUUACAGAAAUGAUGCAACACACCAAGAAAAUUUAAUAGAUUCAUAG